AUGGACUUGGAAGGCCACGCCUCCGAAGUGCACGAAGGACCCUUGGAAGUUCAUGAGACGCUCCGCCUUCACAGGAUUUCCAGAUUGCACCACCAGGGGUUCCUGAUUAACACUCCUGUAGCAACGGUGCAAGAGGAGCGCUGUCAUCCUGCCAGGACAGGUGGAGCCAGAAUUGAUUCACCCACGGUUUGCUACAUCCGGAUUACAACUUUAAAUGUAGGUAUUGGACACUGUCUGCCCCUCGUCUUCCAGCCCGUAUCACCCCUUCUGCCCCUCGGCUGUCUGAUGCUCUCUGUGAACAUCGUUCUAAGCUCAGGGCUGCUGAAAGGACUAGAUCUUCCAUCAGGAUGUUACGAAUGCAGCAGGACUGGUCUUCGUAUCGAGUGCUCCCGUUAUGUUCGGCUGAAGUAUCACAUUUGUGACUGGAAAUGUGUAGGUGUUUUUCCAGAAAUGGAGCAUUUUACACCGUGUGGCCCCUUGAUGGAUAUUGUAGUCAUCUCCGGAGAACUGAAGGCAGUCUAUCUACCCCACUUUCUGUGUUUAGGUGGACCUCCCAUUCAAGAUGAAGUGAGGGUUCUUCAUGUUGAAGACUGUGGACUUUCAUUGGAGAAAUGCACGUUAACUAGAUUCCACGGCAAACUUCUGCACCACUCCUUCUCCCCGAAAGGUCUUCUUUUGAGGAGUGGCUUCUCUGUGAAUUAUCACUGCGAAACAUUGAUCUAUGAAACUCAGAAAACAUACCUGACACUUCAUGUGUACUUGAUUCCAAGUGAGAAAAAUAUGAUAGAGGCUGUUGAAAACACUGAGAUUAAAAGCAGGACAAGACUCAUCUCAAAGCCAGGGACUUGGUAUUCACUGAGGACGCUGGAUGAAAAUAAGGAAUCUAAGGAAGAGUGCAAUUCUGAAGUUCAACCCAAAGUAGUUACAAAUAUUUUAAAAUAUUACAAAAAUGUGGCUUAUUUUCCUUAA
This is a messenger RNA of Onychostoma macrolepis, 969 nucleotides long. RefSeq names its product NACHT, LRR and PYD domains-containing protein 1 homolog. The transcript is spliced from 5 exons. Gene Ontology annotation, cellular component: canonical inflammasome complex. The record is from RefSeq and is a predicted model, not a curated record. The coding region runs from base 1 to 969 and encodes 322 amino acids. NCBI's taxonomy places the organism in Eukaryota, Metazoa, Chordata, Actinopteri, Cypriniformes, Cyprinidae.